Suncus etruscus (white-toothed pygmy shrew) is the source of this 1343-nucleotide messenger RNA. RefSeq names its product hyaluronidase 1 (gene HYAL1). Gene Ontology annotation, biological process: carbohydrate metabolic process; hyaluronan catabolic process. The transcript is spliced from 4 exons. The coding region runs from base 30 to 1343 and encodes 437 amino acids. The record is from RefSeq and is a predicted model, not a curated record. Gene Ontology annotation, molecular function: hyalurononglucosaminidase activity. Lineage: Eukaryota; Metazoa; Chordata; Mammalia; Eulipotyphla; Soricidae.
UCUCUGAAACUGCAAGGUUUCCCUGUGCCAUGGCUGCCCACCUGCUUCUCAUCUGCACCCUGUUCCUGACCCUGUCUGGCGACACCGUCACAAGCUCCAGGGACACUGUGGUCCCCAAACAGCCCUUCUCCAUCAUCUGGAAUGGUGACACCCAGGGAUGCCUGAAGAACUAUAGCGUGAAUGUGGACAUAAGUUUCUUUGAUGUGUUGGUGAACCCAGGUCAAACAUUUCGUGGCCCUGACAUGACCAUUUUCUAUCGUGACCAGUUGGGCACCUACCCCUACUAUACAUCCACAGGGCAGCCUGUGUUUGGUGGCCUGCCCCAGAAUGCCAGCCUAGAUACUCACCUGGCCCAUGCAUUCCGGGACAUCCUGGCUGCCAUUCCUGCGUCAACUUUCUCAGGACUGGCAGUCAUUGACUGGGAGUCAUGGCGGCCACGUUGGGCCUUUAAUUUUGACUCCAAGAAUAUUUAUCGGGAAUGUUCUAAAGAUAUGGUCCAGAAAGAGCAUCCCCACUGGCCCCCUACCGAGGUGGAAGAGGCAGCCCGGAACCAGUUCCAGGAAGCUGCCAAGGCCUGGAUGAGGGACACACUUGAGCUGGGGCAGGGACUGCGACCCAAUGGCAUCUGGGGUUUCUAUCAAUUCCCCCAAUGCUUCAAUUAUGACAUUCCUAGCCCCAACUACACAGGCCAGUGUCCAUCAUUCAACUGUAAGGAAAAUGACAAGCUGGACUGGCUGUGGAAACAGAGCAACGCCCUCUACCCCUCUAUCUACCUGCCUGCCUCGCUGAAGGGCACGAAGAAGACACAGAUGUUUGUGAGGCACAGAGUGGGUGAGGCAUUCCGUGUGGCACUGAGUUCGGGGAACCCCAAUCUUCUUGUGCUGCCAUACCUUCAGGUCCUUUAUGUUGGAACAAAUGACUUUCUGCCGCUGGAGGAACUGGAGCACAGCCUUGGAGAGAGUGCAGCCCAGGGAGCAGCCGGAGUGGUGCUCUGGAUGAGCUCAAAAGAUUCAAGGACCAAGGAAUCAUGUGCGGCCAUCAAGAAGUAUGUGGACAGCACACUGGGGCCCUUCAUUCUCAAUGUGACCAGUGGAGCUCAUCUGUGCAGUGAAGCCCUUUGCUCUGGCCAUGGCCGCUGUGUCCGGCGCCCCAGCCACCCUGAUGCUCUGCUCAUACUCAACCCUGCCAGUUUCUCCAUCUACCAUCCUGAGAACGAGCCCAACACCCUGAAAGUGAAAGGUACCUUCUCACCAGAGGACCUGAAACAGAUGGCUGCAGAAUUUGAAUGUCGCUGCUACCCAGAAUGGAGUGGAACAGAGUGUGCGCAGCAGGGCACACUAUAA